CUGAACAAGAAAAAUAUGAGAUUGUUAAAGUAAAUGAUUGAUUUGACUUUAAUUUGGUUUUACAAUUUUAAACAAAUGAUCUUUGAGAUUACGGACUUCUGUUCUGAUAUCUUUCAAGUUUUAGAAGCGGUUUUAAGUGUGCAUCCUGUCAGAGAUGAAAUCAGGUGUUGCUCAACAGUUAAAACUGCCAUGCAUGUUGUACAACGGUUCUGCAAGGAGAUGCACGACUCAACUUCUAGCUGACUGAAAACGUCUGUCAAAGACCCAUCGCAGCACGGACCUGGCUGAGUGAGCACGGACACCUGUGGGGGGGAUUCCUAAACUUCUGACUGCACCUUCACCAAUACAAGAGGAACAACCAUGAGCAACAUUUACUAUGGCCCGAGUAACAGCUCGAUUGACAACUGCACUGAUGUGGACGAUCUGAUGAAGCGCUACUAUCUGCCCGUGUUUUACGGCGCGAUCUUCAUCGUAGGCGUGGUGGGCAACAUCACCGCUCUGCUGGUCUACAUCAUUAAAGUUCGUCCCUGGAAGAGCAGCACCAUCAUCAUGGUGAACCUUGUCAUUACCGACCUCCUCUUCAUGAUCCCCUUGCCCUUUCUGACCUACUUCUACAGCCAAAACGACUCGUGGACGCUGGGCAUCACUAUGUGUCGCUUCACGCACUUCAUCUUCCACUUCAACCUCUACGGCAGCAUCCUCUUCCUCACCUGUCUGGCCAUCUUUCGCUACGUGGCAAUCGUGCAUCCAAUGCAUGCACACAGCAUCAAGAAGAAGCGCUGGGGAACGCUGGCAUGCAUCCUGGGCUGGACUGUGGCGGUCGCAGAAAUAAGUCCGACUUUUAACAAAUUUGAUAUGAAGGAGAAGAACAACAAAACCUACUGCUUGGAUCUUGCGAGCAACAACCCAAAAUUCAUGUGGCCUUACAGUUGGGUGCUGACCGUGCUUGGAUAUCUGGUUCCUCUAGUCGUGGUCUGUCUUUGCUAUUGGCGCAUCAUUAAGGAGCUCAGGAAGGGUCCCCAUAAGGAAACCAGCAAACGGGUUAGAGCGAGGCGGCUCAUCGUGUUGAUUUUGACGUGCUUCAUUGUGUGCUUUUUCCCUUUUCAUGCACUACGAGCUUGGAGGAUCUACACAAAACUCACUCCGGAAACCAACUGCAUGCUGUACCACUGGGCUCACGCCGCCUAUAUCAUCUCGAGGCCGAUCGCUGCAGUCAACAUCAUUAUCAACCUGCCACUCUAUACGUUAUCAGGGGAUUGUUUCAAGCAGGCCUUCAUGGAAAUGUUCAGAUUUGAUCGGCUCAUGUCAGUGAUCAACAAACCCACGACCAACAUCUCAAAUGAUCAAAGCAGCUGAGACUAACACUGGUGUUUGAAAUGUACAGUAAACGAUGAUCUAUUGUUGGCUAUUGCUACAAAUAAACCUGUGCUGCUUAUGACUGCUUUUAUGCUCCAGGGUCACAAAUGUGCACUUUCUCUUUCACUUUCAUUUCAGAACCAACAAUUGGUCUAAAAUAAAUAGGCUUAAUGUAAACAAACAAAUAUGCAAAGGCAUGUUCCAUGUGCUCAAGUUAUUGCAUGUAAUGGUCUCUGUGUUUGUGCCAGUCUUAACUUGAUGAUGGUAUUAUGUUCCUUUGUCAUACAAGAUUGACAGCAAUAAAAGUGACUAAAAUUA
Messenger RNA from Carassius auratus (goldfish), 1674 nucleotides. Its product is annotated as 2-oxoglutarate receptor 1. The transcript is spliced from 3 exons. Gene Ontology annotation, molecular function: G protein-coupled receptor activity. NCBI's taxonomy places the organism in Eukaryota, Metazoa, Chordata, Actinopteri, Cypriniformes, Cyprinidae. Bases 361 to 1356 code for a protein of 331 amino acids. Gene Ontology annotation, cellular component: plasma membrane. Gene Ontology annotation, biological process: G protein-coupled receptor signaling pathway. The record is from RefSeq and is a predicted model, not a curated record.